UUCUGUUUGAAUUUAUUAUUUCAAAUUAGUCCCUUAAUACAUUAUAGGCAUUAAAUUGAUUCAGAAUGAAAUUAAUAAUUUUUACGAGUUUUAUUAUUUGCACACUCACUGUACGAUUCGGUGUUUCUCAAUAUAAUUCUAAUAAUAAUGGAUACAACAUAACAGAUUUGGAAAGUGAUAUAAAAUUAAUGAAAAAUUCUUUAUUUAAAUAUAAAGAAAAAGAAAGGAAACAAUUAAAGAUUAUAACCAAAAUCGAAAAUAAUAAUAUUUUUAAAUUCUUUAGAGACCGAAUAGAAGGAUAUUUAGAGAAAAGUAAUGAAAGUAAAAGAAAAAAGAACGAUAGUUCAACAGACUUGUGUUUGACAGCAUUUACUAGAUCAUGGACUGGAGACGUUCGAAGAGAAAUGAAAGAAAUGAAAACUUGUGCUGAUAAAGCUAUAAAUUUGACGUUUCAUAUUCCUCUUGAAGAUAUUAAUUAUAUACAAUCAGUUAUGGGUGGAAAUUACUCAUUAAAUAUUGAAGCAGUUUCAAAAGAUUGUGAACAUUGGACUGUAGGAAGAUCAAAUGGAAUAACAAUGGAAGACUGUUACGCAAUAAAAUCGCCUUUAUUUCAAAUGAUGUCAACUAGUUUUUUAAAUUUAAUUAAUAAUUUAAAACAAUUAGUUACGAAUUGUACACUGACAACGUUUAAGGAAAUACAAAAUUGUGCAUCUGUAACAAGAAAUCAAUUAGAAAAUCAUUGGAGCCAUAUUCAUUUGGAAUUGGAUGACUGUUUAUUAUAGAUGACCUGUUUAAAUAAAUAAAUACGCAUGUAAUUUCUAUUAAUAUUAAUAAAAUUAGUAUAUUAUUCUCA
Messenger RNA from Leptopilina boulardi, 853 nucleotides. RefSeq lists its product as uncharacterized. Bases 66 to 782 code for a protein of 238 amino acids. The record is from RefSeq and is a predicted model, not a curated record. NCBI's taxonomy places the organism in Eukaryota, Metazoa, Arthropoda, Insecta, Hymenoptera, Figitidae. The transcript has 4 exons.